This is a messenger RNA of Pseudopodoces humilis (Tibetan ground-tit), 2844 nucleotides long. NCBI's taxonomy places the organism in Eukaryota, Metazoa, Chordata, Aves, Passeriformes, Paridae. The record is from RefSeq and is a predicted model, not a curated record.
AUGCUCGAGCCGAACCUCCCGCCACUUCCGGGUGCGCCGCUCAAAGCGCUCCGCCACUUCCGGGCCCACAUCACUCCCGAAAGCCAGCAAAGCCGGUUGUUUACCGGCGGGCAGUGGGAAGCCGAGGAGGAGUCCAUUUAUUUUACUGAUGGUAACUGGACCGAAGCGCACGGGGCGGUCGCGGGCAGGAGGCCGCGGUCACCGGCGGCUCCAGCGCGUCAGAGUCAGCAAGGACACCCCGAUGCGCUCCUGCCUCGCUCCCGGCUCGAUCCCAUCAACUCCAGCAGGUCAUGGACAACACCCGACGAAGAGCUCCCCGCCGUCCCGAGCUCUCCAAGGGGCGGAGAGACCGCCGCCCCUCCGCCGUCACCGCCCCUCAGCGGAGCCGCCCCUCAGCUUCCCGUCAUCACGGCAGGUCCCCCAGCUCCCCUCAGCGGCGCCGCCGCCGCAUCGCCACCGCUUCCCCUCAGCGGCGCCGCCCCUCAGCCUCCCGUCGCCAUGGCGGCUCCUCCACCGCCUCUUCUCAGCGGCGCCGCCCCUCAGCCUCCGGUCAUCAUGGCGGGCCCCCCGCCUCCCCACAGCGGCGCCGCGCCCCCACCUCUCCUCAGCGGCGCCGCCCCUCAGCCUCCGGUCAUCAUGGCGGGCCCCCCGCCUCCCCACAGCGGCGCCGCGCCCCCACCUCUCCUCAGCGGCGCCGCCCCUCAGCCUCCGGUCAUCAUGGCGGGCCCCCCGCCUCCCCACAGCGGCGCCGCGCCCCCACCUCUCCUCAGCGGCGCCGCCCCUCAGCCUCCGGUCAUCAUGGCGGGCCCCCCGCCUCCCCACAGCGGCGCCGCGCCCCCACCUCUCCUCAGCGGCGCCGCCCCUCAGCCUCCGGUCAUCAUGGCGGGCCCCCCGCCUCCCCACAGCGGCGCCGCGCCCCCACCUCUCCUCAGCGGCGCCGCCCCUCAGCCUCCGGUCAUCAUGGCGGGCCCCCCGCCUCCCCACAGCGGCGCCGCGCCCCCACCUCUCCUCAGCGGCGCCGCCCCUCAGCCUCCGGUCAUCAUGGCGGGCCCCCCGCCUCCCCACAGCGGCGCCGCGCCCCCACCUCUCCUCAGCGGCGCCGCCCCUCAGCCUCCGGUCAUCAUGGCGGGCCCCCCGCCUCCCCACAGCGGCGCCGCGCCCCCACCUCUCCUCAGCGGCGCCGCCCCUCAGCCUCCGGUCAUCAUGGCGGGCCCCCCGCCUCCCCACAGCGGCGCCGCGCCCCCACCUCUCCUCAGCGGCGCCGCCCCUCAGCCUCCGGUCAUCAUGGCGGGCCCCCCGCCUCCCCACAGCGGCGCCGCGCCCCCACCUCUCCUCAGCGGCGCCGCCCCUCAGCCUCCGGUCAUCAUGGCGGGCCCCCCGCCUCCCCACAGCGGCGCCGCGCCCCCACCUCUCCUCAGCGGCGCCGCCCCUCAGCCUCCGGUCAUCAUGGCGGGCCCCCCGCCUCCCCACAGCGGCGCCGCGCCCCCACCUCUCCUCAGCGGCGCCGCCCCUCAGCCUCCGGUCAUCAUGGCGGGCCCCCCGCCUCCCCACAGCGGCGCCGCGCCCCCACCUCUCCUCAGCGGCGCCGCCCCUCAGCCUCCGGUCAUCAUGGCGGGCCCCCCGCCUCCCCACAGCGGCGCCGCGCCCCCACCUCUCCUCAGCGGCGCCGCCCCUCAGCCUCCGGUCAUCAUGGCGGGCCCCCCGCCUCCCCACAGCGGCGCCGCGCCCCCACCUCUCCUCAGCGGCGCCGCCCCUCAGCCUCCGGUCAUCAUGGCGGGCCCCCCGCCUCCCCACAGCGGCGCCGCGCCCCCACCUCUCCUCAGCGGCGCCGCCCCUCAGCCUCCGGUCAUCAUGGCGGGCCCCCCGCCUCCCCACAGCGGCGCCGCGCCCCCACCUCUCCUCAGCGGCGCCGCCCCUCAGCCUCCGGUCAUCAUGGCGGGCCCCCCGCCUCCCCACAGCGGCGCCGCGCCCCCACCUCUCCUCAGCGGCGCCGCCCCUCAGCCUCCGGUCAUCAUGGCGGGCCCCCCGCCUCCCCACAGCGGCGCCGCGCCCCCACCUCUCCUCAGCGGCGCCGCCCCUCAGCCUCCGGUCAUCAUGGCGGGCCCCCCGCCUCCCCACAGCGGCGCCGCGCCCCCACCUCUCCUCAGCGGCGCCGCCCCUCAGCCUCCGGUCAUCAUGGCGGGCCCCCCGCCUCCCCACAGCGGCGCCGCGCCCCCACCUCUCCUCAGCGGCGCCGCCCCUCAGCCUCCGGUCAUCAUGGCGGGCCCCCCGCCUCCCCACAGCGGCGCCGCGCCCCCACCUCUCCUCAGCGGCGCCGCCCCUCAGCCUCCGGUCAUCAUGGCGGGCCCCCCGCCUCCCCACAGCGGCGCCGCGCCCCCACCUCUCCUCAGCGGCGCCGCCCCUCAGCCUCCGGUCAUCAUGGCGGGCCCCCCGCCUCCCCACAGCGGCGCCGCGCCCCCACCUCUCCUCAGCGGCGCCGCCCCUCAGCCUCCGGUCAUCAUGGCGGGCCCCCCGCCUCCCCACAGCGGCGCCGCGCCCCCACCUCUCCUCAGCGGCGCCGCCCCUCAGCCUCCGGUCAUCAUGGCGGGCCCCCCGCCUCCCCACAGCGGCGCCGCGCCCCCACCUCUCCUCAGCGGCGCCGCCCCUCAGCCUCCCGUCGCCAUGGCGGCUCCUCCACCGCCUCUUCUCAGCGGCGCCGCCCCUCAGCCUCCGGUCAUCAUGGGGGCAUCGGUCCCUCCCCUCAGCUUCUCGCACGGGCUCUUCCCGCCCAGCGCAGCCGCGGAGCCGCAGCCCGGGCGCGGGAAGGGCGGGCAGGCCGGGGCGGCGUCGGUCCCGGCGGGGUAG